AUGAAAGCAAUUUGCUCUGCUGAGCCAAACUGCGGCCGGUUGGUGGCAACUUUGGUGGCCGGGAUUGUGGAUGCCCAAGGCAACUUUAUGGACACCAGCGGCUGCUCGUUUAUGACUGUUAAUGUGUCCAUGACAAUGAGACCGAAGAAGCUCAACCCACACUCCGUCCACAGCCAACCCGAAGACCUGAAGUUUGAAGACUUCAAGGUGGUGGUAUCGGUGCCGAAAGGUUGCUCGACCUUGGAUAUACCCUGUGGCGUGAGUAGCUUACAGCUGUCGGCCAAGUCGCGAAAAAAUCAGCGCAAGUCUGCUGCGUCGCUGUACCAAUUUGUUCGCGCUCUAGCACACAAAGUUUUAACCACACAAUCGGACGAACCAAGCGCCCAUUUCGGGGGUUAUGAAGCAGCAUGCGAACUAAAGGGCGAGAUCAUGAAAAGAAUGGCAGGAGACUUUUAUCCCAAGAUCAAUGAAUAUGAGCAGAGCUUGUCCUGCAAAGAGCGCGAUGAAGUGGGUGCUUUACUUCGGCGGUGGUACUGUCACGGAUCCAGGGACAUCGAGGAGAGUCAGCUCGAAAGCCAUCUCACGUUCCCGCCGAAUUCCAAAGAGGCUAAAGAAAGAGACAUCGCACGGAGCUACUUUCAAAUUGAUGGCGAGCCAGAAGGUGGAUAUGACAAUCAUGGGUACGAGCCCGAGGAGGAUGAGAACCCCUAA
This is a messenger RNA of Gregarina niphandrodes, 711 nucleotides long. RefSeq lists its product as hypothetical. Bases 1 to 711 code for a protein of 236 amino acids. The transcript has a single exon. The record is from RefSeq and is a predicted model, not a curated record. Lineage: Eukaryota; Apicomplexa; Conoidasida; Eugregarinorida; Gregarinidae.